AAUACGAUGACCAACAUCACCCUUUCAUUGAUACCCACAACGGACCCUGUGAUGGAAUCCAAUGUGACAGACAUUGACAUCCAGUUCCCAAACAACAGUCUUCCAGAGAAAGAUCAUUUAAAAUGGACUGUGGUAUCCAUCUUCAUUCUUCUUGUUAGUCCUUUUGGAAUGAUGGGGAAUGGAACCAUCAUCUGGAUUCUUGGUUGUUGUUCCAAGAGAAACCAUUUCACCACCUAUAUCCUGAACCUUUGCAUUGCUGACUUUGGCGUGGUUAUGAUUUUAGCUAUAUAUAGCAUAUGUUGUUUUUUAUCUGGGCUCUAUCGUAUUGACUGCCCUUUUAAUCUAAAAAUAGUAUUAUUCUUCCUCUUCCUUUUCACCUUCAGUACAAGCCAAUUUCUACUGGCCGUCAUCAGCAUUGACAGGUGCAUUUGUAUCUUUUUCCCAUUUUGGCAUAAGUGUCACCGGCCGCCAUAUUUGUCCACCAUUUUGUGUGUCGCAAUAUGGAUCCUCACCUUCCUAAUUUCUGCUUUCAAUGUUACUUUUGAGCUGUCCAAUACCUAUUUUCACGUAGUGAACCAUCAGCUGUUCCUGAAUGCUGUGAUUUUCAUGCCAGCCAUGGCUAUCUCCACUAUAGCCAUGUUAAUUAAAGUCUGCUUCAUUUCACCACACCAUAAACGGCGGAAGCUUUUAAGAGCCAUCUUGUUGGCCCUUCUCUUCUUCCUCUUCUUUGCUUUUCCAAUGAAUGUCACUGAACUGUUCUUCAUAGGUCACAUUCCUGUUUCAUCCUACCUUGAUUAUUAUGGUCCCAUCGGUGCAUCUCUUAAUAGUGCUAUUAAUCCUGUCAUCUAUUUCCUGGUAGGAAGAUGUAAGAAGGCUCAAUCUAGGGGGAAAAUAAAGAAAAUGUUAGAGAAGCUUUUCCAGGAAGAGGAAUCCUGUGGGGAAGCAGUUGAAUGUGCCAUCGAAACACAUCUAUGA
Molecule: messenger RNA, 975 nt
Organism: Pogona vitticeps (central bearded dragon)
Lineage: Eukaryota; Metazoa; Chordata; Lepidosauria; Squamata; Agamidae
Source: RefSeq, a predicted model, not a curated record